Messenger RNA from Heterocephalus glaber (naked mole-rat), 2022 nucleotides. RefSeq names its product argininosuccinate lyase (gene Asl). NCBI's taxonomy places the organism in Eukaryota, Metazoa, Chordata, Mammalia, Rodentia, Bathyergidae. The record is from RefSeq and is a predicted model, not a curated record. Gene Ontology annotation, molecular function: argininosuccinate lyase activity. Gene Ontology annotation, cellular component: cytosol.
GUGCGACCGCCUAGGGAGGCGGGGUCAGGGCUGGGUGAGGGGCAGCUGACGCCUGGUGGGCCAGAAAAGCUCAGCCCGCGGGCUUCGUGGACUCAGGAGGCGGGAACAACCGGACUCGAGAACCGAGGCUCCCCUACGACCAGGAACCGCCCAAUAUGGCAUCAGAAAGCGGGAAGCUGUGGGGUGGCCGGUUUGUGGGUGCGGUGGACCCCGUCAUGGAGAGAUUCAAUGCAUCCAUUGCCUACGACCGGCACCUGUGGGAGGCGGAUGUGCAGGGGAGCAAGGCCUACAGCCGGGGCCUGGAGAAGGCGGGACUCCUCACCAGGGCCGAGAUGGACCAGAUCCUGCGAGGCCUGGACCAGGUGGCAGAGGAGUGGGCCCAGGGCACCUUCAAGCUGCACCCCAGCGAUGAGGACAUCCACACAGCCAAUGAGCGGCGCCUGAAGGAGCUCAUUGGAGAUGCGGCGGGGAAGCUGCACACAGGACGCAGCCGGAACGACCAGGUGGUGACGGACCUCAGGCUGUGGAUGCGGCAGACCUGCACCAUGCUCACGGGCCUCCUGUGGGAGCUCAUCAGGACUAUGGUGGACCGGGCAGAGGCGGAACGCGAUGUCCUCUUCCCAGGGUACACGCACCUCCAGAGGGCCCAGCCCAUCCGCUGGAGCCACUGGAUCCUGAGCCACGCGGUGGCGCUGACCCGGGACUCGGAGAGACUGCUGGAGGUGCAGAAUCGGAUCAACGUCCUGCCCCUGGGGAGUGGGGCCAUUGCAGGCAACCCUCUGGGUGUGGACCGGGAGCUGCUCCGAGCAGAACUGAACUUCGGGGCCAUCACGCUCAACAGCAUGGAUGCCACCAGCGAGCGAGACUUUGUGGUGGAGCUCCUGUUCUGGGCGUCCCUGUGCGUGACCCACCUCAGCAGGAUGGCAGAGGACCUCAUCCUCUACGGCACCAAGGAGUUCGGCUUCGUGCAGCUCUCUGAUGCCUACAGCACUGGAAGCAGCCUGAUGCCCCAGAAGAAGAACCCCGACAGCCUGGAGCUAAUCCGCAGCAAGGCGGGCCGUGUGUUUGGACGGUGCGCUGGGCUCCUGAUGACCCUUAAGGGACUUCCGAGCACCUACAACAAGGACCUGCAGGAGGACAAGGAAGCCGUGUUUGAGGUGUGUGACACUAUGAGCGCAGUCCUGCAGGUGGCCACAGGUGUCAUCUCCACACUGCAGAUUCACCGUGAGAACAUGGUGCGGGCGCUCAGCCCUGACAUGCUGGCCACGGACCUCGCCUACUACCUGGUCCGCAAAGGGAUGCCGUUCCGCCAGGCGCAUGAGGCCUCCGGGAAAGCCGUGUGCGCUGCCGAGACCCAGGGCGUGGCCCUGAGCCAGCUGUCGCUGCGGGAGCUACAGACCAUCAGCCCCCUGUUCUCGGGCGACGUGAGCCGUGUGUGGGACUACGGGCACAGCGUGGAGCAGUACAGCGCCUUGGGCGGCACGGCGCUCUGCAGCGUCGACUGGCAGAUCGGCCAGGUGCGGGGCCUGCUGCGGGCACAGCAGGCGCGGAUCCCCGCGCCCGCCCCCCAGUGAAGCAGACGCCGCCUGUUCCUGCCCAGCCUGGCUCCUGGGGCUUCUUGAGGGUCCGUCCGGCAGCCAUGGAGGAAGCGGAGAGGGGACGGGGAGCAGGGGGCGGCCAGCUAGAGUGUGUCGGCCGCCCGGCGUCCUUGGAGCCCUGGUGGCCCCUGUGAGCGAGCUGGGCCCUCCCUGCUGCCCUCUCCCCUCUCCCCUGGCACCUCGGAGCAGGUGGCCCGGGCCGAGCCCUGUGCCAGGACUGCAGGGGUGACGUGAAUGCCAAGGUCCCGUCAGCUGCUUACAAAGCUCCAGAUGGACCCCGGCAUGGUGGUCAGGCCUGUGAUCUCAGCACUGUAGGAGGCUGAGGCAGGAGGAUCCCAAGUUCAAGCCCAGCCUGGGCAGCUUAGUAACUUAGCAAGACUUUGUCUCAAAAUAAAAAAUAAAAAGGGCUGGGGAUGGAGCUCAA